This is a messenger RNA of Gasterosteus aculeatus aculeatus (three-spined stickleback), 1052 nucleotides long. It is a transcript of the gene lsm3, whose product is annotated as LSM3 homolog, U6 small nuclear RNA and mRNA degradation associated. Gene Ontology annotation, biological process: mRNA splicing, via spliceosome. NCBI's taxonomy places the organism in Eukaryota, Metazoa, Chordata, Actinopteri, Perciformes, Gasterosteidae. The record is from RefSeq and is a predicted model, not a curated record. Gene Ontology annotation, molecular function: RNA binding.
AUCCUUCCUGCUUUAUUAACUCACGACCACUCGUCACGUGCAUGCGGCCCCGCGCUUCCCUCUGAAAGCGCGCGUUUCUCCGUGUUUCUCACGGACCUGGCAACCUCCGCACCCGGCGUGACGACACGACGCAGACACAGGAGCGAUGGCGGACGAAGUAGAGCAGCAACCGACUACCAACACGGUGGAGGAGCCGCUGGAUCUGAUCCGACUCAGUCUGGACGAGAGGAUCUACGUCAAGAUGAGGAACGACCGGGAGCUCCGCGGGCGCCUGCAUGCUUACGAUCAGCACCUCAACAUGAUCCUGGGCGACGUGGAGGAGACGGUGACCACGGUGGAGAUCGACGAGGAGACCUACGAGGAACUGUACAAGUCCACCAAGAGAAACAUCCCCAUGCUGUUCGUCCGGGGGGACGGCGUCGUCCUCGUAGCUCCGCCCCUCAGGGUGGGCUAAUCCUCAACCACUUCCCGGUGCAAGGGGCAGCUGGGAUGUUUCUACCCUUGGGGGGAGGGGAGGAGGGGGGGUACGCUCCAGCCUCCAUCAGGUUCCUCCUCUGUCAUCAUUCACAAGGAUUUCAAACAUGUCUUCACUCAAAGAAAGGAAGAAACGGGCAACGAGAAGCCUUAUUUCAGUUUUUAUUUGGGCCCGAUGUUGUCGAUGGGUGAUUUGCCCAUCUGAGGUCCGUCUCAGUACCCUCGCUGGUUGUGCCCAGUAGAGUCCUUCAUAAACCCCCCGUGAUCGAGCUUUAUUCUGAAGAAAUCGCUCCAGAUGUGUUUGUGAACUCUCUUUGGGCCCAGAUGUGUCGAGUAUUAAGAGCAGUUUUAUUUUUAAUUCUCAAGUGAAACCUUUUUUUUUUUUUUAUUCGUUUGUAGAUUCUCCGAACUCUCGAUCUGUGAGAACUUGAGACGUUUGAGUUCCUCCGGGACGCUUUUACUUUCUUUUUAUAUAUUAUAUUUUUGUAGUGUCUUGUGGGACUGGAGAGUGCGUCAUGUGAACAUUUUCAACAUUUGGUUUUGGUAACUUGAAUAAAAAAGGUUGUUUGAAAAGAAAA